AUGACCACAGUCCCCUCGGGAGAGGCCAGCAUCCCCACAGGAGGUGAUAGCAGGUCUUCAGACAGCCCAGCAGUGGGGUCUCAAAGUCAGGGCUCCCUCCCUGCAGAUGGCCCAGUGGCCAGAAGCGCAGCGUCAGCCGAACAGGAUGUAGAUGAGGCCUCCAUCGCGCCAGCUGCCUCCAAGGCCACGUCGGAGUCUGGGGAUGAGGGCAGGCCUGGAGGUGAAGCUGCCGCAGGGCACAGGCAGGAACCCAAGGCGGCCACGGCCCAGCUGGCCCACCCAAGGCCAGACGCCCUGCCAGUGUCCAUGAGCCUCCACAGCCUCGUGUGGGCUGGGUCGGUGCGAGAUUUGAGGACCACCCAGAGUCUUCGGGUUUCCCAAAGUGACUCCCUGGUUAAGAUAGAGACACCACAAACAGCGAGUGUCCCAGACAGGGAGCAAGGCUUAGACCCAUCUACCCCAAGUGCUGAGGUGCAGUUCCCCCAAAAUGUGCCCACCAUGAGCAUCGCGGACGCAGACAGACAGCUGGACACUCGGGCCACCGGCCCCAUUGAAGCUAUUGAGAAAUCUGAGGGUCCAGAGGCCGUGAACCCUGACACUGAAGCUUUGCCAUCGGCUGAGUCCCAGGCGGUGACCGAGGGGGACUGGGCAGACCGCUCAGGAGACCUGCAGGCUCGGCCGGUGCCGCCCCCCACAAGAAACAGUGGCCCCCCCUUGCCUGGUGCUCCCACAGUGGCCCGGCGGAGGAGGCCCCUGGACUCCAGCCUGUACAUGGCCACCGAGAGGAACAACUACUUGAGCUCCAUGACCAGCCUGCUGGGAGGGGGCGAGGGGUCCAUCAGCUCCCUAGCAGACAUCCUGGUCUGGUCUGAGGCCACCAUGGGCAUAGCCACAGGCCUCCUGGCGACAGGGCAUAGCUCCAUGUCGGACCUGCUGCAGAGCUUGCGGCCCAGCCUGCACUCCGUCUCCAGCAUCCUGGGGAACGCGGGGUCGGCCCUCUCCUCCGGGCUGGUGGCGGGGACUGGCUCGGUCCUUCGGUCCGUCACCCACGCGCUGGAAAGGAUGGAGCAGAGGACUGCUGAGGGCGUCCGCCUGGCCGCGUGCUACGUGGCCGGCCGCCUCGCCCCACUCUGGCCCCAACUAUGA
Molecule: messenger RNA, 1146 nt
Organism: Miniopterus natalensis
Lineage: Eukaryota; Metazoa; Chordata; Mammalia; Chiroptera; Miniopteridae
Gene: TEX44
Product: testis expressed 44
Source: RefSeq, a predicted model, not a curated record